This is a messenger RNA of Biomphalaria glabrata, 2940 nucleotides long. Its product is annotated as GATA zinc finger domain-containing protein 6-like. Lineage: Eukaryota; Metazoa; Mollusca; Gastropoda; Planorbidae. The coding region runs from base 1 to 2940 and encodes 979 amino acids. The record is from RefSeq and is a predicted model, not a curated record. The transcript has 2 exons.
AUGGAGUUAUGGAAUACUGAAUUCUCCCAGUGUCAAUCAAUAUUAACAAAUUCAAGUAAAACAGUUUCAGUCAAUGCAAAUGGUUCUAGUCCAUCCAAUCAGUCUAGUCAAUACAUUCAGUCUAGUCCAUCCAAACAGUCUAGUCAAUACAUUCAGUCUAGUCAAUACAUUCAGUCUAGUCCAUCCAAACAGUCUAGUCAAUACAUUCAGUCUAGUCCAUCCAAACAGUCUAGUCAAUACAUUCAGUCUAGUCAAUACAUUCAGUCUAGUCCAUCCAAUCAGUCUAGUCAAUACAUUCAGUCUAGUCAAUACAUUCAGUCUAGUCCAUCCAAUCAGUCUAGUCAAUACAUUCAGUCUAGUCAAUACAUUCAGUCUAGUCCAUCCAAACAGUCUAGUCAAUACAUUCAGUCUAGUCAAUACAUUCAGUCUAGUCCAUCCAAUCAGUCUAGUCAAUACAUUCAGUCUAGUCCAUCCAAACAGUCUAGUCAAUACAUUCAGUCUAGUCCAUCCAAACAGUCUAGUCAAUACAUUCAGUCUAGUCAAUACAUUCAGUCUAGUCCAUCCAAUCAGUCUAGUCAAUACAUUCAGUCUAGUCAAUACAUUCAGUCUAGUCCAUCCAAUCAGUCUAGUCAAUACAUUCAGUCUAGUCAAUACAUUCAGUCUAGUCCAUCCAAACAGUCUAGUCAAUACAUUCAGUCUAGUCAAUACAUUCAGUCUAGUCCAUCCAAACAGUCUAGUCAAUACAUUCAGUCUAGUCAAUACAUUCAGUCUAGUCCAUCCAAUCAGUCUAGUCAAUACAUUCAGUCUAGUCAAUACAUUCAGUCUAGUCCAUCCAAUCAGUCUAGUCAAUACAUUCAGUCUAGUCCAUCCAAACAGUCUAGUCAAUACAUUCAAUCUAGUCAAUACAUUCAGUCUAGUCCAUCCAAUCAGUCUAGUCAAUACAUUCAGUCUAGUCAAUACAUUCAGUCUAGUCCAUCCAAUCAGUCUAGUCAAUACAUUCAGUCUAGUCAAUACAUUCAGUCUAGUCCAUCCAAACAGUCUAGUCAAUACAUUCAGUCUAGUCAAUACAUUCAGUCUAGUCCAUCCAAACAGUCUAGUCAAUACAUUCAGUCUAGUCCAUCCAAACAGUCUAGUCAAUACAUUCAGUCUAGUCAAUACAUUCAGUCUAGUCCAUCCAAUCAGUCUAGUCAAUACAUUCAGUCUAGUCAAUACAUUCAGUCUAGUCCAUCCAAACAGUCUAGUCAAUACAUUCAGUCUAGUCAAUACAUUCAGUCUAGUCCAUCCAAACAGUCUAGUCAAUACAUUCAGUCUAGUCCAUCCAAACAGUCUAGUCAAUACAUUCAGUCUAGUCCAUCCAAUCAGUCUAGUCAAUACAUUCAGUCUAGUCAAUAUAUUCAGUCUAGUCCAUCCAAUCAGUCUAGUCAAUACAUUCAGUCUAGUCAAUACAUUCAGUCUAGUCCAUCCAAACAGUCUAAACAAUACAUUCAGUCUAGUCAAUACAUUCAGUCUAGUCCAUCCAAACAGUCUAGUCAAUACAUUCAGUCUAGUCAAUACAUUCAGUCUAGUCAAUACAUUCAGUCUAGUCAAUACAUUCAGUCUAGUCAAUACAUUCAGUCUAGUCAAUACAUUCAGUCUAGUCCAUCCAAUCAGUCUAGUCAAUACAUUCAGUCUAGUCCAUCCAAUCAGUCUAGUCAAUACAUUCAGUCUAGUCAAUACAUUCAGUCUAGUCCAUCCAAACAGUCUAGUCAAUACAUUCAGUCUAGUCAAUACAUUCAGUCUAGUCAAUACAUUCAGUCUAGUCAAUACAUUCAGUCUAGUCAAUACAUUCAGUCUAGUCAAUCCAAUCAGUCUAGUCAAUACAAUCAGUCUAGUCAAUACAUUCAGUCUAGUCAAUCCAAUCAGUCUAGUCAAUACAUUCAGUCUAGUCAAUACAUUCAGUCUAGUCAAUACAUUCAGUCUAGUCAAUACAUUCAGUUUAGUCAAUACAUUCAGUCUAGUCAAUACAUUCAGUCUAGUCAAUCCAAUCAGUCUAGUCAAUCCAAUCAGUCUAGUCAAUCCAAUCAGUCUAGUCAAUCCAAUCAGUCUAGUCAAUCCAAUCAGUCUAGUCAAUCCAAUCAGUCUAGUCAAUACAUUCAGUCUAGUCAAUCCAAUCAGUCUAGUCAAUCCAAUCAGUCUAGUCAAUCCAAUCAGUCCAGUCAAUCCAAUCAGUCUAGUCAAUCCAAUCAGUCUAGUCAAUCCAAUCAGUCUAGUCAAUACAUUCAGUCUAGUCAAUCCAAUCAGUCUAGUCAAUCCAAUCAGUCUAGUCAAUACAUUCAGUCUAGUCAAUCCAAUCAGUCUAGUCAAUCCAAUCAGUCUAAUCAAUCCAAUCAGUCUAGUCAAUCCAAUCAGUCUAGUCAAUCCAAUCAGUCUAGUCAAUCCAAUCAGUCUAGUCAAUCCAAUCAGUCUAUUCAAUACAUUCAGUCUAGUCAAUCCAAUCAGUCUAUUCAAUACAUUCAGUCUAGUCAAUCCAAUCAGUCUAUUCAAUACAUUCAGUCUAGUCAAUCCAAUCAGUCUAUUCAAUACAUUCAGUCUAGUCAAUCCAAUCAGUCUAGUCAAUCCAAUCAGUCUAGUCAAUCCAAUCAGUCCAGUCAAUCCAAUCAGUCUAGUCAAUCCAAUCAGUCCAGUCAAUCCAAUCAGUCUAGUCAAUCCAAUCAGUCUAUUCAAUACAUUCAGUCUAGUCAAUCCAAUCAGUCUAUUCAAUACAUUCAGUCUAGUCAAUCCAAUCAGUCUAGUCAAUACAUUCAGUCUAGUCAAUCCAAUCAGUCUAGUCAAUCCAAUCAGUCUAGUCAAUCCAAUCAGUCCAGUCAAUCCAAUCAGUCUAGUCAAUCCAAUCAGUCCAGUCAAUCCAAUCAGUCCAGUCAAUCCAAUCAGUCUAGUCAAUCCAAUCAGUCCAGUCAAUAG